GUUUUCACUUUGUUUCCUUUUCCUUCCUCUGUCGCACAACCCCACAUCAGCCAAACAAUACUAUGCUUCUUGUUUCGUUCACUUGUUGAUCUUGUUGGCAAAAUAUCCUGUUGUUCACAGUUCUUGGGAUUUGUAAAAUGUCAAACUGACAUGAAAUCUGAAAAAACCCUCAAGUACAGCUAAUUCUGUUCCUCGACUUCAGUGAGAGGGAAUAUGUCAUAAUGAAGAAAAUUUUGCUCCUCACUGGACACAGAUUGAACACAUAAAGUUGAAGUGAAAUUAUCAAAGGAAAGAAAGGACCUGCUCCAUAGGGUUGCAGGCUUUGAGCACUUGGUCAAAAUGGCUAUGAUGGACAAUGUUGAUUUCCUGAUCAGUCACAUCAGGAACUCUUUCGUGACCAGUGACGACACAAGUAUGUCUGAAUGGGUGAUCACUGAAUGCCGAAUCCAAGAUGAAAGCGAUCUCAGGAAAGAUGGAAACCAUCGGUACAAUCGAAACAACCACAGCAGCCGCAGUGACAGCAACAGUGAUUGCCCAUCAGACACCGAGCUGAAAGGAUCUAUGGAUAUUCAUCCAGAUAUGGAUUUUGGCGCUCACAGACGAAGGUCCAACACAGCCCAGAGGCUGGAGAGACUGAAGAAAGAAAAAAGAACUCAAAGUAAGAUAAAGACCAUCGCCUGGAAGGAUGGCUCGGAGCAAUACAAAGUGGAAGAAAAAGGCCACCUGUUUGAGAAGAAAGAGCUGCCCAUGGCUCUGGAUGAGCCGGACUCAUCACUCCUUUCAGAAGAUGUUGCUGCGGAUGAAAAUGACCAACCUGAAGCUGAAAAGAAAACAGAUGAGGACAAGGGGAAGGAGAAGAAGUCUCCAUCAGUCCCCCGAUCAACCCUCAGCCAGCAGCUCCUUGAAAUAGAGGCUCAUGGAAGUAACCCGUUCUUCAAAUACGCAAAAUUUGAUGGCAGAACUGCUGGUGGCCUGGCGACCCGUAAACUGGACAUCUUCCUCACUUUUGCUAGUCCUGAGCAGCGGGCGUACCCGAUGUCCAUCAUUGUGACGGCAACAGCCAAAGCACAGGAGGUGGUGGGGUUAGUGUGCUGGCAGUACACACAGGAAGGCAGGAAGCCUGAGAUCAAGUCUGUGGUGGGACACAUCGAUCCAAAUAGUGACUUGAACAAGUUUUCCCUGCACAUGGCAGAGGAUGACGGAGAGAUCGACACCGACUUCCCCCCGAUCAUCCCCACGGACCCGGUCUCCAAGUAUGGCUUCACCAAAUUUGCCCUUGUGGCCAACGCACCCGUACAGCCCAAGUCCGCUCUGGUCACCAUAUAUGUUCCAAACAGAGGCUACAACACCUUCCAGGUAGAGUCAAUGACGGUCACCAUGCGAGAACUUAUGGAAAAGGUGAUCAAACGCAGGAAAAUAAAGAUUAGACCAGGACUCAACUACACUUUGGAGAAAGCUGGCAAGAGUGAAGUGGGGAAACCGAUUGACCUGGACUCAAUGCUGGGUUCCAUGAACUGUCUUGACUUCUACCUCAUCAGGGAAAAUAGUUCAAGGGGAGAUGUGGAGUCAAAUGGAGAGGAAGACCAAAAGAUAGCAGAGUCCCUGAUGAGUCAUCAGUACAAGUCUUUCAUCGUCAGCAUGGUGCACAAAGUACGCACCAACACAGAAGUGCAGCUUGGCAUCAGUGGAGACAAGAUAGAGAUCGACCCUGUAUCUAUCAAAGGCACAGCUCGUCUCUUCCGUCAGAAGGCUGUGACAUACGAUGCUGAUUGUGUUGCUGCUUGUGACAUCACGGAGACCAAGGCAAAUGGGCGCUCAAUGUUCCGAAUGACGUACCUGAACGGCCAUGACUACAAGCAUCAUCACUUCGAGGCUGAGCAGAGUGUGGCCAAUGAGAUUGUGGAGAAGGUCAACAACAUCCUAGAGCUCAAGUUCAGUCCGGUCAGGAAGGAGUUUGUGUACUCGCAGGAGAAGAAAGCGUUGAGGAAACGAGACUCCAUCAAAAUAUCCCACUGACGACUAGAGGCAGCUCCAGCAGAAUUUACAGUGAAUGUUAUGUGAUAGUUUCAUGAGAAGAAAUGUUGACUUAUUUUUCCUAUGUAUUGUGCAUUCAUUUUAUUGCAGUCUAGCAUGCGCAUAGCUAAAUCAGCGGGAUGGGGAAACCUUAUCAUCAUGUACGAAUCUCACAAUGUACAUGUUGUGAAACAAAGAAAAUAUGUGCAAGAAAAUAUUUGAGACCUGAAAAUCUGUUUGCGAGACCUGAAAAUCUGUUUGCGAAGUUGCUGGGUUUUCUGUGUACGUGCUAGACUGUUAUCUGAAAAUUUAUCUUUUCAAGUAAAGGUAGCCCACUUAUGACAAGCUAGAUGUAUUUGUAGACUGUGAUAAUUGAAACAACUGUGGUUUCCUGGGAAAUUAUAGUCACUGUUCUAGGUUUGUCAUGUGUACAUUCUAAAAAAAUUGUUGUCACUGGAACCAACUUUCAAUGUGUACACUUUGAUCACUGGAAAUGUUAUGGCCUCUGUUUCUAAAUUGCAGCAUAUACUCUACAUUGGUGGCAAUAGCUGUCAUGUUGCAUUCUUCUCUCUAUCUUUUUUUUUUGGGG
This is a messenger RNA of Aplysia californica (California sea hare), 2602 nucleotides long. Its product is annotated as target of rapamycin complex 2 subunit MAPKAP1. Gene Ontology annotation, molecular function: phosphatidylinositol-4,5-bisphosphate binding. The record is from RefSeq and is a predicted model, not a curated record. Lineage: Eukaryota; Metazoa; Mollusca; Gastropoda; Aplysiida; Aplysiidae. Gene Ontology annotation, cellular component: cytoplasm; TORC2 complex; plasma membrane. The coding region runs from base 340 to 2016 and encodes 558 amino acids. Gene Ontology annotation, biological process: TORC2 signaling. The transcript is spliced from 12 exons.